Theobroma umbraticum is the source of this 3222-nucleotide messenger RNA. RefSeq names its product serine/threonine-protein kinase EDR1-like. Lineage: Eukaryota; Viridiplantae; Streptophyta; Magnoliopsida; Malvales; Malvaceae. Gene Ontology annotation, molecular function: protein kinase activity; ATP binding. Gene Ontology annotation, biological process: signal transduction; protein phosphorylation. The record is from RefSeq and is a predicted model, not a curated record. Gene Ontology annotation, cellular component: cytoplasm.
UCUCUCUCUCUCUCUCUUCUGAAAACGCAGAAGAAAAAGCCCAUCGCUUUCUUCAUCGAUCGAUCAAAAAAUAUAUAUAUAUAUAUAUACAAACACACUUAUUUAUCAUUAAAUUCCAAAAAUCCAAUCUCUUGUUCAUUUCAUCUCUCUUGCAUUUCCUCGUUCCCUUCUCCUUUGGGGUUUUCAUUUGGAUUUUUGCUUACAUUUCUCAUUUUUCCUACUUUCAUCCACCUUUCUAUUUCUAUAAAUAUAAAUAAAUUAGUUUUCUUUCUUUUUCUGGCUGGUGAGUUUGUGUAGAAGAGUGUGAUGUAAAAAUGAUGGGGCUAAUUCAUCAAGGGAGGAGUUGAGAUUCAAAUGCUAUUGGUUUGGGAUUCUAAUGCACGGAUCUGCUGGUGGUCUGAUGGCCUCCAGCUCAAACAAGUCAACACAAAAGAAGCUUGUCAUCAAAUGUUUUGUUGCCUGAGAUCUAUUCCUAGAUUGAAAAGAUCUUUUAUGGGGUGAGAAGUAGGGGCGAAUAUGGUUGUGCGUUUCAAACAUUUAAGGACAUGGAGGAGACACGAGAUGAUGCAGGGCCAGCAGAGCAAGGGCCUUCUAAUGCAACAUGGUGGUCUUCAGAUUUUAUCGAAAAAUUGGGUUCUGUUUCUUUGGGUUCUCAUGAAGAGAGUUUGAGUAAUAGGGAGUCACCUAGAAAUUUUGAGCAAGAUGGAUUGUCAUCUCAGACAGCAUCACAGAUUUUGUGGAACACUGGAAUGCUUUCUGAGCCAAUUCCAAAUGGUUUCUAUUCUGUCAUUCCGGAUAAAAGGCUUAAGGAGAUGUUUGAUACUAUUCCUACAUUGGAGGAGUUUCAUGCUUUGGGUGGAGAAGGUUAUAGAGCUGAUAUCAUUCUUGUGGAUUUUGAGAAAGAUAAAAAAUUAUCUAUGCUGAAGCAGUUGAUUGCGGCACUGGUUAAAGGAUUGAACUCAAAUCCACCUGCAAUGAUUAAAAAGAUUGCCGGAUUGGUAUCUGAUUUUUAUAAACGUCCAACUGCGGAAAGUCCAGCAAAAGCUGCACUAGAAGAAACCUCUGACAUGUUUGAGAAUAGAAGCGUCCAGAUGCUGGGACAAAUAAAGCAUGGUUCAUGUCGUCCCCGGGCAAUUUUGUUUAAAGUUUUAGCAGAUACUGUAGGGCUUGAAAGUAGGCUCAUGGUGGGUUUGCCAAAUGAUGGCGCUGUUGAGUGUGCAGAUUCAUAUAAGCAUAUGUCUGUGAUAGUUGUGUUAAAUUCUGUGGAGCUACUGGUUGAUCUUAUGCGGUUUCCGGGUCAGUUGAUACCACGAUCAACGAAGGCUAUUUUUAUGACCCAUAUAUCAGCUGCAGGGGAGAGUGAUUCUGCUGAAAAUGACUCUUGUGAUUCACCAUUGGAGCCAAAUAGUCCUCUCUAUGGAUUUUCUGAUAGAGUUGACCCUGACAGCAGUGCUGAAAAAGAUGAGAACCUUCAGUUCCAUCGAAAAUUAGAUGGGUCUUCAAAUAUAACCGGUGCUUCAUUGCGAAAUAUGAUGCUACGAUCUUCUGCCUCGAUUGACAGGAAGUUAAGUCUGUCACAUAGUGAACCCAACAUCACAACUACAUUCGGGCGUCGUAGCCGAAGAAAGGUUGUUGCUGAACAGCGGACUGCCAGUUCGAGUCCAGAGCAUCCUUCUUUCCGAGCACGUGCAAGGUCCAUGCUAAGUGGUGAUAGGAAUCCCCUUAGAGAUUAUGCUGAUGACGUUGCUACAUCAAGCUGCAGAUCAGAUGGGGCAUCAACAUCAGAAGCUCGUAGAAUAAGAAGAAGAAGCAUUAGCAUGACUCCAGAGAUUGGUGAUGAUAUCGUAAGGGCUGUCAGAGCUAUGAAUGAAACAUUGAAGCAAAAUCGUCUUUUGCAAGAGCGCGGGGAAGAUAGGUCUUUCGCCCAUUCUUCAAAUAAUCAGAAUGAAAGUCCAGAUCUUCAGAAUGUACCAAAUUUCCAUCUUGAUGGCCAUGAUGACAUUACUGGUGGGAGGUCUGUAUUGUAUAACCUUUCCAGGGACCAAAUAAAGUCUCAAAAAGCAAUAUCGUUGCCAUCUUCUCCCCAUGACUAUAGAAGCCAAACUUCAGGGAGAAGUGGAGUUUCUGGAUAUGUAGCAAAUGAUGAAAUGGUUGCAACAUGGAAUAAAGUUCUUGAAUCUCCAUUGUUCAACAAUAACCCCUUAUUAGCUUAUCCCGAAUGGAAUAUUGAUUACUCUGAAUUAACUGUUGGAACUCGUGUAGGGAUAGGGUUUUUUGGAGAAGUUUUCCGCGGGCUAUGGAAUGGAACAGAUGUUGCAAUCAAGGUGUUUUUGGAGCAAGAUCUUACUGCAGAAAACAUGGAAGACUUCUGCAAUGAGAUAUCCAUUCUUAGCCGUCUUCGACAUCCUAAUGUUAUUUUGUUUUUGGGUGCAUGCACAAAACCACCCCGGUUGUCAAUGAUUACUGAAUACAUGGAAAUGGGAUCAUUAUACUUUUUAAUCCAUUUGAGUGGUCAGAAAAAGAGACUGAGCUGGCGGAGGAGACUGAAAAUGUUGCGUGAUAUCUGCAGGGGAUUGAUGUGUAUACAUCGGAUGAAAAUAGUUCAUCGUGACCUAAAAAGUGCAAAUUGCCUUGUGAAUAAGCACUGGACUGUGAAGAUAUGUGAUUUUGGGCUCUCAAGAAUAAUGACGAGCCGACCCAUGAGAGAUUCUGCGUCUGCAGGAACACCAGAAUGGAUGGCUCCGGAACUCAUUCGUAAUGAACCUUUCACUGAAAAAUGUGAUAUUUUUAGCCUUGGGGUGAUAAUGUGGGAGCUCUGUUUUCUAAACAGACCAUGGGAAGGUGUACCGCCAGAGAGGGUAGUUUAUGCUGUUGCGAAUGAAGGAUCACGGUUGGAGAUUCCUGAAGGUCCUCUUGGAAGGCUAAUUUCAGGUCUACCAUACAAAAAAUUUCAUGCAUUAUUCCAGAAAGUCAUUGUUGGGCAGAACCGGAAGAGCGGCCAAGUUGUGAGCAGAUACUUUCGCGCUUGCUGGAUUGCGAGUACUCUCUCUGCUGAUACAUUCUGUUUGUAUAGAAAACCUGGUAGAGGUGUUAACAAUGUGUUGUCGGCUUUUCAAGUUGUGUAACUGUAAUAAUUUUUCCGAUCAUUGUAAAAACAGAGUUUUUUCCUCUUCCUCUUCUGUUUUUUUUUUUUUAAAUUGAAUAUCCCUUUGCAGUUUUCAA